AUGGGUAACCAGGUGUUUGAUGUCGCCGACUUCCGGCGCAGAAAGCACAACUAUGAGACAAAGAAACUCAGAGACUCGGUGAACGCAACGGGACCGGAAAUCGGUGUGUAUCAAAGCUGGCCAGAAGCAGGUAGCGGGAACGUCAUCUACACCCUCCAUGAGGUCGGUUUCGUCGAAGGGGAUUCUCGCCACUUCGAAAGUGUCAACAAAAGAGCGCCAGUUAUAACCGACCUUCUCCGAGCCACUGAUACUAGACUUCGCGCGAUUUUGCAGAACCCGCAGCCCUAUUUUCAAUCUACACUGCGCGACGAUCGUGCACAUCACAUCGAAGCGGCACUCGUCGCGACACACCGUAUCUUCCAACAAGUAUGCGCGGCGCGCUAUUCGCCUAGUGAGGACAUUGGCCCGAAAAUGAGUUUGUUCCAGCUUGUGGUAGUAUCUCCCAGUGCCGACAUGACACAGAUUCACCGCUGCAGCGUGCACCGUAUGAACGAAUUGCUUCACGAGUACCGACGCUGGCGUAGGCCCGGCGGUGCGGGGGCGGGGAUCCAGCGUGAGCAAGGAGCUUCUGGUUCCGAUAGAACACUUGUGCUUGUGUGCAAGGGAAGGAAAGUUAUUUAUACAUCUGAGACGAGGAUCGGUAUGCAUGUCCCUAGCUCGUCCUCGACCGGCGGAUUUUACAAUUGGCUUUUUGGGACUUCGGACGUUCUGGAGAUUUCUCCCGGUGGUGUUAGUGAUGACGACCGGCUGUCGCCGCCGAGGAGACACUCACCAUUCUUGGAAAUAUUCCGUCCGGUCGAAAGCGAUGCUGAAGUUGCAGCAACGAAAAGCCAAAAGCUACGGGACUUCCACGAAACCAUUUUCUGCAAAGGGCGAAGUCUUCGGGAUCACAAAAAGUUUCGAGCCUACGCCAUGACAAUGACGUGGAACAAAUACGCGGAUUUCCUAGAACAAAGGAUCGACGUCGUAGCUCCGAGUUUGCGACAAACUUUCUUCAAGCACGAUUUCGACUCUAGCGUCCCGGGACUGCUGUGUGGCGUGCGUAACGCGAUUGAACAUCUGAUGGACACGCAAAAUGAAGCUGCGCGUCGAGAAAUCAACGAGUGGCUACAGGGCUACCGCGAUGGCAAAUUCGAGCAUGUGACGCGCUUCCGUUUCCGCGAUGAGCAAACUGCCAAGUACUCUUUCUUUUUUCAGCGGCUAAUGUGCGAAGACAGGGACCACCAAAUCUCCCUGCUCCACGACGCAGAGGAUCUCGAUGUGGACUACGACAAGAAGUUUUGUACCAGCAGCGCUUGUGCUGAACUUGGGCUCGACGAUUACGGUAGUUCAAAAUUGCAUCGCGCCGUUGGAGUGCCGAGGUUGGACGAAGCUUUACCGACGUGGAGAAAGCUCAGCAACUGGGACAAAUACGAAAAGGAGAGCCAGAUCGUGGAGUCUAUCAACGCCGCAAUGUGCCCGCAAAACGUAAACAAACUGCUUCGAGAAGGCUCGCAAUUGCUACAUGAAUGGCGUGACAAAUCCGGAUGGCGGGCAAGGAGGUGGGCGGAAUACUUUUGUAGCGAAUUAAUGCAAAUAGGACAGGAGGCAGACUGGGACUACGAGCGUGGAGAUUGGGCGGAUGAAAGGAAACAGGUCUAUCGUUUUCACGAAGUCUACGACGAUAUCGACUGGCGAUUCUGUCGAGCAUCCGCCGAAUGAUGUCACAAAAACAUCAGCCGCCGUUGUUUCCUACCACGACCUGGCAUUGCCGCGCAGUCCAAUCAAAGCUUGAAGCCGUGUUUUAUACAAGAAAAAUAUUUUACCCAUUCCCAUUCGCAACCAACUAUCCUUUAUUCACAGUGAUGCAAG
Messenger RNA from Amoebophrya sp. A120, 1851 nucleotides. NCBI's taxonomy places the organism in Eukaryota, Dinophyceae, Syndiniales, Amoebophryaceae. The record is from the annotation of a GenBank genome assembly.